AUGAGUAAAUUCCCAUUUGAAACAAUUCCAUUAAUUCCUAACACUUUGUAUAAACCUGCCAUGAUUAUUGGGCGUUGUAUAUGUUGCGAUUCAAAUUUACAGUAUCCAAAUAAUAUUUUUUGUUUUAGAUGUACUAUUUGUGGUUCCAUCAAUGAUAUACGUCCUGUUCUAAUACAAUCAUCUGUUAUUCCACCAAAAUAUAACUUUAUUCCUCUUUCUUUAUCAAACUUCGAAAACAUAGUAACUAUUUGUAAAAAUAAUGAUCAAACAGAUGUUAAGACUGCUUGGAAACUCUUAGAGGAUGUACUUAUUGCUACAUUUUCAUCAUGGAAAACAUUAAAUACAUCUUUUUCUAAUGUAUUUGUUCACGAAUUAUUACUAUUUACUUCUGUAGAUUUGUUUCAGGUCAGGACUUUUUAUGAUGUCAUGUCAACUCUUCCAAGUCAUCUUAUUGAAGUUUUACUCAAAUCAAUAAAUAUCCUUCUUAAGCGUAUUGGUCAACCACUUAAAAAGCCUUCAGAUGUUUUAUUUCUUCUUAUUAUCCUUGAAAAUCCUUUUUUUUUUCUAUAUACUUAUAAAAACGAAUGUAAUGAUAUUAUUAAACGUACAUUUGGUUAUAUUAGUAGUUUAUCAAAUGAUAUUCACCAUUAUAUUGUUAAUUGGUUUUCUAAUUAUAAUACGGAUAUUUUAUGUAAAAAAAUACAGCUUUGUAAUAGCUUUAUUUCCAAACGGCUUAGUAAAUAUACUCGAGAACAUGAUAAUCAAAGUAAAUACACUACUGAUUGGGGGAUCAAAGCAGCUACAAAGAUGAUGGCUUUGCUAUUUGCAUCUAAUAAUAAAAAAUCCACCUUUCUUCUUUCAGAAUUUUAUAAUACCAUGGUUGAUUAUAUUGAUUUGAUUACGGACUUUGAUGCAUGGGAGCGAAAGUUAUCAAAGUUUUCAUUUUGUCAAUAUCCUUUUUUACUUUCUAUGGGUGCAAAAAUCAAUAUUAUGGAAUAUGAUGCUAAACGUCAGAUGGAAGUAAAAGCAAGAGAGGCUUUUUUUUCUAGUAUUUUUCAAAAACGACAUAUUACUCCACAUUUAGUUCUUCGUGUGAGAAGAGAAUGUAUUAUUGAAGACAGUCUUAGACAAAUUAGUAAUAAUGAAAUGGAUCUUAAAAAAAGUCUAAGAAUUGAAUUUGUUGGAGAAGAUGGUGUAGAUAUAGGAGGACUUCGAAAAGAAUGGUUUCUAUUGCUUUGUAGAGAAGUAUUUGAUCCUCUUUAUGGAAUGUUUGUUUGGAAUGAGGAAACAAAUUACUGCUGGUUUAAUCCUGCUUCUUUUGAGUCAUCUGACCAAUAUUUUCUUGUUGGAGUUGUUCUCGGACUUGCUAUUUAUAACUCUACUAUUCUUGAUAUUCAUUUUCCUUUAGCUUGUUAUAAAAAGUUAUUAGAUAUUCCCUGUGGAUUAGAUGAUUUAAAAGUUUUCCGUCCUAGUUUGGUUAAAGGAUUUCAACAUUUGUUAACAUUUGAAGGCAAUGUAGAGGAUACUUUUUGUAGAGAUUUUGUAGGAGAGUAUGAAGCUUUUGGAAAUGUUUAUCGAUUACCUCUUUGUAAAAAUGGAGAAAAAAUUGCAGUUACUAAUUUAAAUAGAGAAGAAUAUGUUAAGCGAUAUACCAGUUUUAUUUUGAAUACGUCCAUUUCAAAACAAUUUGAGCCAUUUAAACGAGGAUUUUAUCAUGUAUGUGGAGGAAAUGCACUUUCGCUUUUUAGACCAGAAGAAAUAGAACUUCUUAUACGAGGUUCUCCAGAAAGCCUUGAUGUUGAUCAAUUACGUUCAGUUACAGUAUAUGAUAGUUUAAAUUCAUUAGAAAUCAAUCCUGAAGAAGAAAGUGUUAUAGAAUGGUUUUGGUCUAUUUUUAAAGAAAUGAAACCCAUUUUGCAAAGAAAAUUACUUGCUUUUGUUACAGGAUCAGAUCGUAUUCCUGCUACAGGUGCUGCUAAUCUUUCAUUUAAAAUUUCUAUUCUUGGAAAUGAUUGUGAUAGAUAUCCUAUCGCGCACACAUGUUUUAAUCAAUUAUGUCUUUAUCGUUAUAAAACACAUCAGAAACUUUACAAAUUCCUUAUUACUGCCAUUUCUGAUUCAGAAGGGUUUGGGUUAAAAUGA
Pneumocystis jirovecii RU7 is the source of this 2142-nucleotide messenger RNA. RefSeq lists its product as uncharacterized. NCBI's taxonomy places the organism in Eukaryota, Fungi, Ascomycota, Pneumocystomycetes, Pneumocystales, Pneumocystaceae. Gene Ontology annotation, molecular function: ubiquitin protein ligase activity. The record is from RefSeq and is a predicted model, not a curated record. The transcript is spliced from 10 exons. Gene Ontology annotation, biological process: protein polyubiquitination. The coding region runs from base 1 to 2142 and encodes 713 amino acids.